Messenger RNA from Apiotrichum porosum, 3324 nucleotides. RefSeq lists its product as uncharacterized. The record is from RefSeq and is a predicted model, not a curated record. The coding region runs from base 1 to 3324 and encodes 1107 amino acids. Gene Ontology annotation, molecular function: hydrolase activity, hydrolyzing O-glycosyl compounds. The transcript has 10 exons. NCBI's taxonomy places the organism in Eukaryota, Fungi, Basidiomycota, Tremellomycetes, Trichosporonales, Trichosporonaceae. Gene Ontology annotation, biological process: carbohydrate metabolic process.
AUGGUCUUCAACCCAGUGACUAAUCCCGUCAUCGGCGGCUUCAACCCCGACCCCUCCAUCUGCCGUGUGGGUUCCGACUACUUUCUCGCGACAAGCACCUUUGAGUAUUUCCCCGGUGUUCCUAUCUAUCACUCUCGGGACCUUGUUAACUGGACCGUCAUCGGCCACGCCCUCACCCGACCCUCGCAACUGUACAUGCCCAGGGUGGAGCCCAGUGGCGGUAUCUUUGCACCAACCCUCCGCUAUUGGAAGGGAAGGUUCUACAUGGCCACUUGCUGCGUUUACAGACGCAACAACAGAAUUUGUUCCGAGUCACGAGGCUUCUAUGUCCACACCGACGACAUCUUUGAUUCCAGCAAGUGGAGUGACCCCAUCUGGUUUGACGCCCUCGGCAUCGAUCAGGACCUUUUCUUUGAUGAGGAUGACAAGGUCUACCUCUGCACCAGUCGCCACUUGGACGUACACAGUCUGUCCCCAGACAACGGUGCUGUGAUCACUGGCUGUGAGAUUGACCUUGAAACGGGACGGUCCCUCACCACGCCCAAGGUUCUGUGGCAGUCUCUCCACUCCAGCCUGUGCACCGAAGGUCCGCACAUCUUCAAGCGAGAUGGGUAUUAUUACCUGCUGGUAGCAGAGGGCGGGACCCAUGUCGACCACCAGACCCGCAUCUACCGCUCCAAGUCGCCUCUGGGCCCCUACGACGAUGCCCCUCCGGGCAUUAACCCAGUCAUAUUCAAUGGUCCGCACCCUGUUGUUCAGAACUGCGGGCACGCGGACAUUGUCGAGGACGUCAACGGAAACAGCUGGGUCUUCUUCCUCGCUGUCCGCAUGCAACCCAACGGCAACGGGCCAAUGGGCCGCGAGACAUUCAUGGCACCACUCGAGUGGAAUGAGCAGGGCUGGCCAGUGGUCAACAAGGGCCGCCCCAUCACACUCGACGUUGUAGAUGCCACCAAACUGUCCAGUCUGAACACAUACACGGGAUGGCGUGACUCGUUUUCCGGCAAAGCCCUAGACAUCAACUGGUACAAUCUCCGUGUCCCUGUCAAGCCGCACCACGCUUUGAAGAAUGGCCAACUUACCUUGUAUGGCAACGCCUUCACUAUUGCCAACACCGACUGCCCCGCAAUGCUUCUCAUCAAGCAGGUGGCGCUUUCGGGCACCUGGUCCACCACUGUGGAUUUUGAGCCCAGCACGUGCGACCAAGAGGCUGGAGCUGCUGUCUACUGGAGCUGCUAUGCCUACGCCGCCAUUCUAGUCCGCAAGAGCCGUCACCCUGGCGCGGAACGCGAGGUUGUCAUGCGGUGGAUUGACGAGAACAGCGACGACGUCAAGACGCUCGAGAUUAUCCAGCCCCUUUCCAGCAAGGGACCUGUCAACCUUAGGAUCGAGGCCAAACCCGUGUCGUAUUCCUUCUCCUUCCAGGCAGCAGACGACAGCCACGCGGUCACCAUCGGCUCAGUCUCCACUGCAGUGCUGGACCGUUCGGGCCCGUCCGACUCGCCGUAUACUGGGGCUCACUUUGGCAUCUUUGCUCAGGGCACCGAGGGGGUACCAUGCUCUGACGAAGGACGCUUUACCGACGCCGUCCGCCUUCCGGAUCCCACACCCGGCAGCGGUGACUUUAAAGACAUUGUCUCGCGCAUCGAUCAACGAACUGCCGAGGUGGAGCGGAUAAUGCGCCGGCUCCUCGCCGCCAGCAACAACACUGUGGCCCCGUCAAUGCCGUUCUCUUCCUGCGACACUUUUGGCGACCGUGAAGAUGGAGUCGGUGAUGGUGACGAUAUGGAGCAGACCGUCUGGGAGCUCUUGCAACACAGCGUCGGAACCUCUCUCCAGGCGAUGAGCGGGUUAAACCUGCAUGACCGCACGCGGUUCCAAGACCCGAUUACCAGUGGCCUGCUGUCCGAGUCUGGUUUUGAUGACGUCUGUGUACAGUUCACAACCCUCGUUCGACGGACCUGCCCCGUUGAUGAGCUUCUCCCGGACACGCCGCUCCUGUCCCACCCCUUCCUCCGUUGCGCCAUCCUUCACUUCAUGUCCUUUACGCGGUCAUCGUCUGCUGAGGAUGUCGAAGCCCAGACCCGGCUUGAGCAACUACUACACGCGAACAUUGCCCUCCUCCCAUCCGCAAAUCCGUCCCCGGCAACGUUAAUCGGCUUGCUUAUCCUUGCGCUGUGCCCAGCGAGCGGAUUUGAGACCCGUUUUCUGAGAACCUAUGCUCCGUAUGGUGCUAUGGCUCAUGCUGCGUCCAUCGGGCAUGGGCUGGGUCUGCAAGACGCCGCGGAUAGGGCGCGACAGGAGUCGGAGAAGGACCUUGUCGAGGCGGCGUGUUUCCGGCCGAUGGUCCUGCAGUUGGCACUGUUUUACACACUUGCGCACCAAAAUGCGUGGUCCGACAUGUACUCUAGCCCUUCCUUUUCCUGUGGCCACAGCAUCGCGACUCCGUUUUCAUCGAUCCUAUCGCUGGGCCAAAUCAGAAAGCUGCGCUCGCCACUCCUCGUACAUCUCUACUACGAGAGUCAACUUUUGUCCCACGCCGCCCUGGUAUCCACCGCAUUCCAGCGCCUUCGGACCUCAAUUAUGUUUGAUGUCUCGCGCCUCAUGGUCCUUUGGCACCAAAUGGACAAGUUUCAAGCGUCAGCGAGCCAAUGGCGGUCAGAGGUGGCCGAAGAAGAAUUCCUCGAGUCGAAACACUUUUUAGUGUUAAACUCCUUGUUUCUCGAGUUCUUUAUGUGUCUCAAGCUCAGCACCGACGCGGGCACCCUUCUUCCAUCGCCGCUUGUGCUGCACGAUCGCGAACCGUUUCGCAUGGCGUUCGCCGGCCAGAUGAUGUCGAUGUCUGAAGCGUUGGUGAACCACAUCAUUACGUCCAAACUCGACCUUUCUCUCGUGCCAUCCUUCUAUCUUACCUUGACAUUCCUGCCGUGCAAAGCACUUCCCAACGCCGCCAUGAUUGACCCGAGCCGCCAGGCGUUUGUCGACUCGCCCACCUUCCGCCGGUUCCGCGGCAUUCUACUCGGUGCCCACCCACUAUCCGCUGCUAUGGUCGAACGGAUCGACCAGUCCAGACCACCGUCAGGAUGGAGGAUGUUGUUUGAGGACCAGGAUCCGCAAGCGGCACCAAUAGGAGUCAACAACAGUCAAGCGCAGCAAUCUAGUCCACCCAAGCACCUGCCCGUGGAGCCGCUCAUGGACCUGGCGCACCUCCCACCAGUGGCGGCCGACGAGGAUUUGCAGCAGUGGUGGGCGUUUGAGGACGUUACGAAUGCGUUUGCCCAGUUUGACGAUGCGGCCUCUGGCGAGUCUGCCACCCAUGAGUAA